Molecule: messenger RNA, 2709 nt
Organism: Closterium sp. NIES-65
Lineage: Eukaryota; Viridiplantae; Streptophyta; Zygnematophyceae; Desmidiales; Closteriaceae
Source: the annotation of a GenBank genome assembly
AUGAAAGGUAGUUCGGAUGGGAGUGGAGUGCGUGCAGUUUGUGCAUGCAGUGUGUGGAUGAGCGAUUGCGGAAGGGAGGAGAGAUGCUGUCCCCCUGCCCUGCCCUACACUUUGCUCCAUGUGCUCUGUCCUGUCACGCCGCUCUAUCCCUCCCUCCCUCCCUCCCUCCCUCCCUCCCUCCCUCCCUCCCAUCCCUCCCUCCCUCCCUCCUCCCUCCCUCCCUCCCUCCCUCCCUCCCUCCUCCUCCCUCCCUCCCUCCCUCCCUCCCUCCCUCCUCCCUCCCUCCUCCCUCCCUCCCUCCCUCCCUCCCUCCCUCCCUCCCUCCCUCCCUCCCUCCCUCCCUCCCUCCCUCCCUCCCUCCCUCCCUCCCUCCCUCCCUCCCUCCCUCCCUCCCUCCCUCCCUCCCUCCCUCCCUCCUCCCUCCCUCCCUCCCUCCCUCCCUCCCUCCCUCCCUCCCUCCCUCCCUCCCUCCCUCCCUCCCUCCCUCCCUCCCUCCCUCCCUCCCUCCCUCCCUCCCUCCCUCCCUCCCUCCCUCCCUCCCUCCCUCCCUCCCUCCCUCCCUCCCUCCCUCCCUCCCUCCCUCCCUCCCUCCCUCCCUCCCUCCCUCCCUCCCUCCCUCCCUCCCUCCCUCCCUCCCUCCCUCCCUCCCUCCCUCCCUCCCUCCCUCCCUCCCUCCCUCCCUCCCUCCCUCCCUCCCUCCCUCCCUCCCUCCCUCCCUCCCUCCCUCCCUCCCUCCCUCCCUCCCUCCCUCCCUCCCUCCCUCCCUCCCUCCCUCCUCCCUCCCUCCCUCCCUCCCUCCCUCCCUCCCUCCCUCCCUCCCUCCCUCCCUCCCUCCCUCCCUCCCUCCCUCCCUCCCCUCCUCCCUCCCUCCCUCCCUCCCUCCCUCCCUCCCUCCCUCCCUCCCUCCCUCCCUCCCUCCUCCCUCCCUCCCUCCCUCCCUCCCUCCCUCCCUCCCUCCCUCCCUCCCUCCCCCCUCCCUCCCUCCCUCCCUCCCUCCCUCCCUCCCUCCCUCCCUCCCUCCCUCCCUCCCUCCCUCCCUCCCUCCCUCCCUCCCUCCCUCCCUCCCUCCCUCCCUCCCUCCCUCCCUCCCUCCCUCCCUCCCUCCCUCCUCCCUCCCUCCCUCCCUCCCUCCCUCCCUCCCUCCCUCCCUCCCUCCCUCCCUCCCUCCCUCCCUCCCUCCCUCCCUCUCUCCCUCUUUCUCUCUGUGGAAUGACGCGCAUAGGAAUGCAGCAAGCGAUGCGCUCGGAAGACCUUGGGAGAGGGGCAGUCCAUGCACUCCACUCCUCUCCAUACCUCUUACACCCCUCUUCACCUGUCUCCACCGCUCUCGACCCCCAGGUGGCUCCACGUGUGUUCACAGCAAACGAAUCGCCUCCGGAUCAAAAGAUCCCUUUUCACCACGAGAUGGCGCAGGUACCUGAAUACCCAACCCGCCUCCUCUUCUUCUGCCAGGUGCCCCCAGCAACCGGAGGCGAGACCCCCAUCCUGCCCUCCUGCGAGCUCACCAGGCGCCUGGCUGUGAAGCACCCCUCGUUUAUAGCACAGCUGCGGGCCAAGGGGCUGCUGUAUGUGCGCGUGCUGCCAGAGGAGGACGAUCCGAGCAGUGCCAUUGGGAGGGGGUGGAAGUCGACUUUCCUCACUGACAGCAGGGAGGAAGCUGAAGAGAAGGCCAAGGGGCUGCUGUAUGUGCGCGUGCUGCCGGAGGUGGAUGACCAGAGCAGUGCCAUUGCGAGGGGAUGGAAGUCGACAAUUCUGACCCAAGACAAGGCUGAAGCAGAGGAGAGGUGGGUCAUGGGAGGAAGCGGAGGAGAGGUGAGUUGUAAAGGCGUGGAGAAGUGGAAUGAGCGCCACGGGGCUGCUGUGACUUUUGUGUGCGUGCUGGUAGUAGAGGAGGUGACUUUUGAGUUGACUCAAAAGUCACCUGUGUGUGUGCGUGUGCUGCCAGAGGAACCGAUGGAAUUGGGUGGAAGUCAGAAACUCAAUCUCUUCUGGCUGGCAAAGAGAGUGAAGCUGGAGUGGCAGGCGGGCGGCAGCGUUCGGACCGCUUGCACCUGCCACCCAUCUCCAACCCCCCUCCCACCCUCACUCUCACCUGGCUUCACUCUCCCCCCCCCUCCCCUCUCCCCCUUCUCCGAUCCCCCCUCCCCUCUCCCCCCUUCCCCCUCUCCCCCCUCACCUCUCCCCCUCUCCGCCCUCCCCUCUCCCCCUUCUCCCCCCUCUUUCCCCCCUCCCCUCUUUGCCCCCCUUUCCCCCCUCGUCAUGUUGCUCGCCCCCGAACCUAACACUCCCCUCGCCCCCGAACCUAACACUCCCCUCGCCCCCAAACCUAACACUCCCCUCGCCCCCGAACCUAACACUCCCCUCGCCCCCGAACCUAACACUCCCCUCGCCCCCGAACCUAACACUCCCCUCGCCCCCGAACCUAACACUCCCCUCGCCCCCGAACCUAACACUCCCCUCGCCCCCGAACCUAACACUCCCCUCGCCCCCGAACCUAACACUCCCCUCGCCCCCGAACCUAACACUCCCCUCGCCCCCGAACCUAACACUCCCCUCGCCCCCGAACCUAACACUCCCCUCGCCCCCGAACCUAACACUCCCCUCGCCCCCGAACCUAACACUCCCCUCGCCCCCGAACCUAACACUCCCCUCGCCCCCGGACCUAACACUCCCCUCGCCCCCGAACCUAACACUCCCCUCUCCCCCUAA